AUGUCGAGAUCCAGUCCUUUUAGUUUCACUUCAGUGAUCUCCAAAACGGGAACCUGGUGUUUGCCACUAUUUCAGUUGGUGCUCUCGGACUCACCAUGUGAAGAAAAUGAAAUGUACUUAAACUAUAAAAACCAAUACUCAAAUGAUUGGUAUAUCUGGUUCUUGCUCCUCAUUUUCCUGGUGGUUCUGCUCUGCGGAGCAGUGCUCUUCUGCCUUCCCUGCUGGCUGAGGAGAUGCGGCAUUGGUUCCUCAAGACGCACCGUGGCUGUUUUUGCUGUCGGCGACUUGGACCCUGUUUAUGAGACAGAAGCAGCUGUGAAUCCAGCUGUUGGAAUGCACCUUCCAGCUCAAAAACCUGAACUGUAUCAUAUUUCAGGUUUCAACACUUUAGGAACUCCUCCUCCAUAUGAAGAAAUCCUGAAAUCAAGCCAACUUUAG
This is a messenger RNA of Pipistrellus nathusii (Nathusius's pipistrelle), 438 nucleotides long. NCBI's taxonomy places the organism in Eukaryota, Metazoa, Chordata, Mammalia, Chiroptera, Vespertilionidae. The record is from the annotation of a GenBank genome assembly.